AUGGACUUAGUCCUCUCCUCCAUGUGGCCCGAUGACAUAAACGAAGCGGGCCGUCAAUUCAACGUCGAAAAGCCCGGCCCAGCUGACCUGGACAUGCUUGACGAGUUCACCAUCCACAAAGAGCCCAAUAUAGUAGAUUUCCAUCGCCUAAUGGAGCUCACAAACUACAGUGACAAAGGCAAUUGUCAGUUAGCAAAUCUGAUCAAAAACUGGGAAUUCAAACAAGAAAAUGCCGUCCGUUUGCUUCGAGAAGAGCUCGACACGCUCAGCAAGCAACAGCAAGAAGUCGAGCUCAAAAAGCUUGAAAUUCUCGAAGAACACAGAUUUGAAUUCGGAAGUGACAAAAGGCCUGUCUCGAUUUUAGACGAGAAUAUGAAGUAUUUGUAUCAAGAUUUGCCGAGGAGAAAGAGUGAUGUGGAUUUUUCGAAAGAUGAGAGAGUGGAGAUCGAUGAUGCUGAGUACGGAAGUGGGGUGUAUUGGAAGGAAAGGUGUGUGCAGCUCGAGAAGCUUCUAGAAGAUAGCUUGAGAAGGGAACAAGUGCUUCUCGAGAAGCUGCAGGAGAGUAUCGAGAAUUUGGAGAGGCAAUCUUCGCCGGUUGAGGAGCUUUCGCAGGUUUUGAAGAGGGCCGAUAAUUUCUUGCAUUUCGUGCUUCAGAAUGCGCCUGUUGUUAUUGGUCAUCAGGAUAAAGAACUACGAUACCGGUUUAUUUUUAACCAUUUUCCGAGUCUCAGCGAGCAGGAUAUCAUAGGCAAAACGGAUGUGGAGAUCUUUUCAGGUGCCGGCGUGAAAGAAUCACAAGACUUCAAACGGGAGGUUCUCGAGCGAGGACUACCGGCAAAGAGAGAAAUCACAUUCGAAACCGAGCUAUUCGGUUCCAAGACAUUCUUAAUAUACGUCGAACCCGUUUUCAGCAAGUCCGGUGAGACAAUCGGAGUAAAUUACAUGGGGAUGGAAGUAACCGAUCAGGUGAGGAAGCGAGAGAAAAUGGCGAAACUUAGAGAAGAAAUGGCGACAGCAGCAGCUUCAUUACAGAAACUAUUAACUUUAGAAGGUCACGUAGCAGACGAUGUUCCGGUUGAGGUUGUUGGAGAUGUUUUACGCAUUCGACAGAUCCUCACGAACUUGGUCAGCAAUGCCAUCAAGUUUACGCAUGAAGGUAAGGUCGGAAUAAACCUCUAUGUGGUCCAGGAACCGUCAAAAACGAGACACGAGCACGAAAACGGGACUUAUGAAGCUACUGAGAAUGAAGUGAAGGACACGGAAAUCGAGGAGCCAGUCGUGUGGAUAUGUUGUGAUGUUUACGACACGGGCAUUGGAAUACCCGAAAAUGCAAUACCAACUUUAUUCAAGAAGUACAUGCAAGUUGGUGCAGACACUGCUCGAAAAUAUGGUGGGACGGGACUCGGCCUUGCAAUCUGUAAACAACUGGUCGAGCUAAUGGGAGGCCACCUCACCGUGUCCAGCGUGGAAAAUGAGGGCUCGAAAUUCACGUUUGUUCUCCCUUACAGAAUCUCCUCUGGCUUUGAAACCAACUCGGAUGACCUGGAUGAGUUGUCGGAUUCCGAUCACCAUGACAUCAUCGACGAGGACCUUCGCUCGGGAGUUUUCCUUUUCCCUCCACGAACCCUCGGCACAUUGCUUUCCUCCUCCCAAGCUUCCAGAAGGAUCCAGAAGCUUGGCACCUUAUUAUUGGAGGACUCGUUGUCCCCUAAAGAUUUCGUCACGUCGUCGCAUGAAGAAGUUGGGUCGUGCGAGGUGGAAACUACUUCGGAAAGCCCUGCGGAAAAAACCGAGAAAAUAUUUGAUAAUAGUCCGGAAAGGAAUGGACGAUUUUGCCCCUAUGUUGUUACGGGGUGUGGGGAGAAGAGGGGUCGUGAUGAAGGGAGUUCCGAGUGCUCGUCAUCGAGCAAUAGUCGCGAGAUCUCGAGAGUUGGAUCGAGGCCGAAGAUUCUUCUCGUGGAGGAUAACAAGAUUAACGUUAUGGUGGCGAAAUCGAUGAUGAAGCAAUUGGGCCACGAGAUUGAUGUAGUGAAUGAUGGGGCGGAGGCCGUGCGCGCGGUUCAAUCUAACGACUAUCAUCUCGUUCUAAUGGACGUGUGCAUGCCGGUGAUGGAUGGUCUUCAAGCUACGAGACUUAUCAGAUCGUAUGAAGAAACCGGUACUUGGGACGAGGCAUUGAAGGCCGGGGUCGAAAUUCAUUUGCCUUCUCGUAAUUCGUUCUCUGAUUCGGGAGUAGAAAAAGCAAGAAAGCGAACUCCGAUUAUAGCCGUAGGAAUUUCAUCUCAAAUGACAGCAAAUGCAAUGUCGGAAAGUGCAGACGAAUGUUACGCAAAUGGGAUGGACUCGUUCGUGUCGAAGCCGAUAACUUUUCAAAGCUUGAAACAAUGUCUGCAACAGUAUCUACCAUGAACAUUGAACUCUUUCAUCUUGUACAGGGUUAAAAAGUAAAAACGAGAACAAAAAAAAAAUGGUUGAGUUAGGAAAGUUUUGACAGUGUGUGUAGCCUCUACUUUGCUGAGUUCUAGUUUCAUGUACAGNA
This is a messenger RNA of Striga asiatica, 2539 nucleotides long. The record is from the annotation of a GenBank genome assembly. NCBI's taxonomy places the organism in Eukaryota, Viridiplantae, Streptophyta, Magnoliopsida, Lamiales, Orobanchaceae.